This is a messenger RNA of Botrytis fragariae, 2505 nucleotides long. RefSeq lists its product as uncharacterized. Bases 1 to 2505 code for a protein of 834 amino acids. The transcript has 5 exons. NCBI's taxonomy places the organism in Eukaryota, Fungi, Ascomycota, Leotiomycetes, Helotiales, Sclerotiniaceae. The record is from RefSeq and is a predicted model, not a curated record.
AUGGAUGACAUUCUGACGCCCUCAAGCUCGAACCAAGACUACGUAUUCCAGGAGCAACCUCAACCUGGCCAAAGGAUCCCAAUUUCUGACGAAAACCCUCCCUCUCAUCCUCCAACUAAUGAGGUACCUGAGUCUGGCUUGAGUGCCGGCACCUACACUCUGUUCCGACCACAAAAUGCUGUGCAGAUCCAAACUAGCUAUGCGCAAGAUGUGAUAAAUCAAAAUUCUAAAGUACAAGUAGACGUUGAUCAGAUACCUAUGCAACAUCCCGAGACUCAUAUCAACAGGACACUAGCUCAGCAGUAUUCCAAGAAUCAUGCUAUGCUAAAUGAGGAUCUAGCAUCAUCGGGGAAUGUACAUACUAAGGCUACUCCUGUGCCAAUUGCAGGUGCGCCUACACACGACAAUACCAAUGCUUCUGGCCAUACACUCAAAGACAGAAUAGAUGUGAUAUUAGCUAGCGCAAAAGAGACAGCAACCUUGAUAGACCCAGAUGCCAUGCAGGCACAAUUCUUUUCUGCUAAAGCAGCCGUGAACACAAAAUUGAAAACGAUGACGAACCUAACCGUCCAAGAUAUUACUGAGCAAGUGUGGGAGAACUUUUCAGCUGACAGUCAUGAGAUAGCACGCAAAGACUAUGGUAUUCGAGGUGCUGUGCAACAGCACGAUGGUAGUCCCGUUGAUAAUAUUAGGGAUAUCGGAUGGCACCGACCUCCCACUGAGGUUCCGGACCCAUUGCUCGGAGGUUUACCAAACGGAAGACUGUUUUCAUUGAUAAGGCGUUUCAACAAGGAUGUAUUUGACGUCCGUGCAGUCAAUCUCGAAGUUUCUCGUGGACUUGACCUAAACGAUGCCUGGUCGGACGAACACGCUGCAGAUAAGGCUACUUUGCAUCUCGAGCGAAUGUACUUAUCAAUGAUACUUGGAUUCGCUAGUCUUGGGAAGCAUGUUGCUAGAGUGCGGUCAUGGAAAGAAACUCGUCGAACAAGCGUUUUCUGUGCUGCAUAUUUUACAGCAUGGGCUCUUGAUCUGUUACUGCCCUUAGUGCUUGGCAGUCUGAUUGCGCUAGUAUCGUCAAAACAGGCUCGCAACAUUCUUUUUCCUCCAGCUCCCCUAGCUCUGGUAAAUAUGGGAACUGGCGGAAUCCAAAAACCUCAAGCUGGUCAGCUGGGAACAAGCAAUACUCUCACCGGCGCACCAGAAAAGCAAGAGGGUGAAGCUGCCGAAGAAGAAGCUGCCAAUUUUGUAAGUAACAUACAUCACAUGGUUGAAAAAGCAAUCGGAAUGCACGAGAAGAAACAGAAUGAGGGAGAUCCACUAGAGAGCAAGGUCCCAAAACCUAUCAGAAAUGCUGCGAAAGCUGUUCAAUCGGCUGGAUUUGCCCCUGGAGAUACUGGAAACGACGAAUACCUGACUCAAAAACCCAUGGAAGAAAUGCUUUGGGCCAAAGUUAGCCCAAAACAAAUCGAGCCAAUCAUCCAGACAGUACCUCACAUUAUAGGCGAGAUUGUCGACAAUUGGGAGCGCUUCGCGAACGCGAUCUCAUCCACCCCACCAUUCCCAAAGAUGGCUUUUCUUCGGAUUGACGCUGUUUUAAUACCUGCGUUUCUGAUGUCACUAUUUUUCAGCUACUAUAUGGUGUACAAAGGAAUUGGUUUCUUCAUUGGCUUUGGUAUUUUUGGCGAUCCAAUCUUGACGCCAAGUCUUCAGUGGUUAAACCAAAAUUAUUCUAAUUGGAAAGAGCUUUUAGAGCCCAAGAAUAACAUUCUCCGUGGCGUUCCCACAAAUAACCAGCUAACACUCACACUUCUGAGAAUUGGGGAGGCCAACCAUACGCCCCUCCCUCCAGUGCGAACCUCUCAACCCAAUGAUUGCAAUCAGAAGCAAACCAUUGAUCAGGAUAAUAUCCCGCUUGAUGCCACGGAUGCCGAAAUUCAGCACGCCAUUCAUCCUUCUGGAGAUAUGGAGAAAUCUCAUCCGCAGGAAGAAGAGCAGGGCGAGGGCCAGAAGCAUAAAAAGCUGGCUAAGUUUAUCCGUGCCCUGAAGGCCAAUACUAAAGCAUCUGUAGAGACGAAAUUAGCCGUGGACCAUGUCAGGGCUAAGGUUGGUAACGAAAAAGCCAAAGGACAACUAGGCAUUCUUCCAAAGAAGAAGAAUCUGAUUUACGCCGGCCCUAGCGAGUAUAAGGCUCGAUAUGACGGCAAGAAGGGCUGGCUCUACAUCACGGGUAACUCUAUACUAUUUAGCCACAAAGAGCAGGGCAACAGAUCGUCUUUAGUUGUUGAGAUACUUUUUGCAGAGAUCAAGCAACUGAAGCGAGUAGCGGCAUUCUCAACCAAGGCUGCAGAGGUGGCAGCUGAUUGGGGAACUGACAAAGAUCUAUUGGGGAGUGUGGAGAUUAAUGGGUUGAAUGAUAAGACAUGGAAGUUUACUGCGCUUCCAGAAAGGGAUGAGCUGUUUAACCGCUUGGUCGCUAUUAGCGGGCACCGGUGGGAGAAUUUGUGA